AUGCAUGCGGGCUGUCUCAUAGACGGGGUUAAUAUGAACAAUGUGAGCUAUGCCGACGACAUGGUGCUGUUGAGUGCGUCAGUCUGCGGCAUCAGAAGGUUGCUUAAAGUAUGUGAGGAUUACGCACACACGCACGGACUCAAGUAUAAUGUUAAUAAAAGUCAGUAUAUGGUUUUUGGGGUCGAGUCUAAAAUACCAUCUGUAAUACCACCUAUCAAACUUAACACGGUUGCCCUGCAAAGGGUAUACCAGUUCAAGUAUCUAGGUCAUAUCGUUACUACCGACCUCAAGGACGAUGCUGAUAUAGAACGGGAACGUAGGGCCUUAUCGUCUAUGGAGAAGGUACACCUUGAGAUCGUAUAG
This is a messenger RNA of Cydia pomonella (codling moth), 363 nucleotides long. RefSeq lists its product as uncharacterized. The coding region runs from base 1 to 363 and encodes 120 amino acids. The record is from RefSeq and is a predicted model, not a curated record. NCBI's taxonomy places the organism in Eukaryota, Metazoa, Arthropoda, Insecta, Lepidoptera, Tortricidae. The transcript is spliced from 2 exons.